Molecule: messenger RNA, 165 nt
Organism: Trichobilharzia szidati
Lineage: Eukaryota; Metazoa; Platyhelminthes; Trematoda; Strigeidida; Schistosomatidae
Source: the annotation of a GenBank genome assembly
AUGUACCCGCCAACUGAUGUGAUCACUCAGGAUUUCCAGCAUGGUGGUUUAGGCUAUGCAGGAUUAUCAUCCUUAAACCCAAUGACUGAUCGUAUGUUACAAUCCUCCAGUAGUUUUCCGAGACCUAUGCCACCAAUGUCUUCCAGUCGUAUACCUUAUAUCCCU